Molecule: messenger RNA, 576 nt
Organism: Fusarium verticillioides 7600
Lineage: Eukaryota; Fungi; Ascomycota; Sordariomycetes; Hypocreales; Nectriaceae
Exons: 2
Coding region: 1-576 (191 amino acids)
Source: RefSeq, a predicted model, not a curated record
AUGACCGAUCUGAACGCCCAAGUCGCCAAGCAGGCGCGCGAUGCCGCCGCCACUUCACCGGCUCCGAAGAACAAACUUACUGAAGAUAUUAUUGUGAAUCUCGGUCCUGCUACUGUCGUCGAUGCGCUUAACACAGCCACUGGCGCCCUUCGCACGUCCUUGGAUAAUGCCUCCUCUAAGGAGCGAGAUUUCAUAAACCGCACCGCUCUUGCGUCAUACACAAUCUGGGGAUGGUUUGAGGAGCUUCAGUCUUGGCCGUGGCCCUCCGAACCGGGGCCUGCUGGGUAUCUGAUGCCCAGCGACGAAGAGCGCAAAAGAAGAUCAAUGCAACUUACCGUCCCAGGAGAGGAUGAGGAUCAGUGGAUGGGGAGUUUGCUCGCCCGAGAUGUGUCGAAACAUGAGCAGAGGCUGGCUCAAAUUCAGCGUGAUUUGUCAGACCUUGAUCUCGAAGACAUCAAAGUCCAUGUCCUCAACCAUCAUAUUCUUCCCUUAUCCAGACCAGGUACACCACUUGCCGAAUUCACUGGAGCCGCGCACCUCGGCGAACUAAUCGUCCGUCCUGGGCCGGUCGCUUGA